AUGAAACUACUUGUAGUUCGAGACCAGAGUUCAAAAAUUCUGGGCCAUCGUUGGCUAAAUUCUCAGAUAUCAUUUUAUAUUGGUGUCGUGCAACUUAUAAUCUGUAUUUGGGCAAUGGCUCAACAUAUUUAUUCACUUAAACGAUUUAAUAAGAUUUUAUUUUGCGACUUUAUUAAUGGAACUCAACCGUCAUUACUCGUCAGCGUCGAUAUGAUCAUAUUUGACAUCGGUCUUUUUCAUGCUCUAUGGGGCAUCGAUAACUGUGUUGCUCAAUAUCUUGAUGGCGGUUAUGGUCGUUUUGGAUGGUGCAUUUGCCAUAUAACUGCAUUUAUUAUUUGCUUACCUUUCGCAUUCGUUGCGCGGCCAAGGCCUUAUUCAUUAUGGCCGCUUUUAAUUCAGGUUUCUUUUAAUAUGGAAUCUGGAAAAAAGUGCAGCAGAAAAAUUUAG
Molecule: messenger RNA, 447 nt
Organism: Dracunculus medinensis (Guinea worm)
Lineage: Eukaryota; Metazoa; Nematoda; Chromadorea; Rhabditida; Dracunculidae
Source: the annotation of a GenBank genome assembly